AUGAAAGAACUAGCUCGUCGUUUAGAGAAAGAAUCCCAAAAAUCUUACGAUGAGCUCAACAAGAAAUACCAGGCCGCCAAGCGGGAGGCUCAAGAGAACGCUGACUCGGCUCGUCGUUCAGAGGAAGAGCUCCAAACAUGUUACCACAACCUCAAUAAAUUAAGAGACGACCUAUGGGAGGCUCAAGAUCUAGAGAUGAAGCGAGCGGAGGCCCAGACAAAGCUAGGGGAGGCUCAACAAAAGGAUCUUGAGAAACAACUCGACAAGAAAUAUCAAGACGCCAAGCAGGAGGCUCAAGAUCCAGAGACGAAGUGGGUGGACGCUCAGGCGAAGCUAGGCUAUAUUCAGGAAAAAGCAGAAUUUCUUGAAAACAAACUCGAAGAGGUUAUAAAAACCAAUCAAGAUCUCGAGAAACAGCGCAAUCAGGCCCAACAGGAUAAUACACAGCUUCGACUACAGGUGGAUGCAGCUAAUAUAAAGCUCCGUCAUGAUUCGCCUCAGGAUAUUAGAGAGUCAACCGCUGUAACCAUAAGAAACGAUAUAAAGUUAGGAGGCCACUAG
Molecule: messenger RNA, 561 nt
Organism: Fusarium poae
Lineage: Eukaryota; Fungi; Ascomycota; Sordariomycetes; Hypocreales; Nectriaceae
Exons: 4
Coding region: 1-561 (186 amino acids)
Source: RefSeq, a predicted model, not a curated record